Messenger RNA from Knipowitschia caucasica, 3102 nucleotides. The record is from the annotation of a GenBank genome assembly. Lineage: Eukaryota; Metazoa; Chordata; Actinopteri; Gobiiformes; Gobiidae.
AUGCAGUUCACAAAGGAGCCCAAGUCCCAGGAUGCUUUGCACGGCCGGAGCGCCAUGCUGCGGUGUGAGGUCAGCGAGCCGGCGGACGUGACCUACAGCUGGACUCAUGACGGCGUGUCGCUGCAGAACUCAGAGCGGCGCUUUCAGGAGGGCAGCAACCUCAAGUUCACCUCCAUCGACCGUAAACUGGACUCAGGGAACUUUGUGUGUCGGGCGUCCAACAUGGCAACCGGGGAAUUUCUCAUGUCCACCAACGCCUCCUUCAAUAUCAAAUGGCUGGAAAGCGGAGGAGUGACCCUGAAGGAGCCGGAUUCAGAGGCCGACAUCGAGAGCUCCGUCCCGGUCUCUCUGCGCUGCCACAUCGACGGACAUCCACGUCCCACGUGUCACUGGUUCAAAGACGGAACCAAACUGACGGAGAAGACUCAUCAGAUCAACAACAAGGAGCGCACCCUGAGCCUGAAGAGUGCGUCUGUGGAGGACAACGGCCUGUACUACUGCUGUGCCAAGAACGCAGCCGGACACGUGUGCAGCAACAGCAACUUCACUCUCAAUAUCAUAGAUAAGAGCGUCCCGCGGCCGCUGGUGACCCCCGAGGACCAGGUGGUGAUGAAGAAUGAGGAGGCUAUGUUGCACUGUCAGUUCACUGCCGUCCCACCGCCGACACAGGAGUGGUUCCACGAAGGAGAGCUCGUGGUCAACAAGACCAGAUUGGUCCUUCUGUCCAACGGCAGCUUGUGGAUCACUCAGGUCAAGCCUCGAAACACCGGGAACUACAAAUGUGUGGGGCGAGGGCUCACGGGGUCACAGGUCACACUGGAGGCCUCUCUGCUCAUCGCUGAGAUCGAGGACAUGGUUUCACGGGCGUCUCAGGUCUUCACCGCCGACACGCUGCAGAGGGUCCCCUGCAGAGCGCCGAGAGGCCGACCGGAGCCUGAGGUGUGGUGGGAGAGGGGGGGUCAGCGCGUGCCCACAGAACCAGGGCGGGUCUACCAGGACGGGCUGGACCUGGUCUUCAGUCCCACUGAGGCCGGAGACUCUGGGGUCUACACCUGUGUGGCUGAGAAUAAAGCCGGACGACGCACGCAGGAGGUCACCUUCACUGUGGCCACUGCCCCAGUGUGGGUGAUGCGGCCCCAGGACAGUCAGUUUGAGGAGGGGAAACCUGGGCUCCUGCACUGUCACGCUCAGGCCACUCCGGAACCAGAGGUGGUGUGGCUCCGGAACAACCUGUUCAUCUCCCACGAGGACAAUCGUUUCAAGUUGUUUCCCAACGGGACGCUGAGGAUCAACAAUGUGGAAGUGUACGACGGACAGAUUUACGGCUGCGAGGCCAAGACUGUGGCCGGGAGGCUGUCGGGACAGGCGCGCGUCACUGUGCUGGAGAAGCUGAAGUUCACGCCGACGCCGCAGCCCGUUCAGUGUCUGGAGUUGGACAAAGAGAUGAGCAUCACAUGUUCUGCCACCGGGAGAGAAAACCCCAACAUCCGCUGGACCAAAGCAGACGGAGGAGAGCUUCCCGCUCAUGUGCAGCAGAAAAACGGCCAGCUUCAUUUCACCAAAGUCGUUCGCAGCGACGCUGGAAACUACACCUGCAUUGCCUCCAACCGCCUGCAGGGGGAGAUACGAGCUCUGGUGCUGCUCAAUGUGGCAGUGUAUAUCCGGUUCAAAGUGGAGCCAGACAACACCACAGUCUACCAAGGCCACACAGCCAUCCUCCACUGUCAGGCAACAGGAGACCCAGAGCCCUACAUCCACUGGGCCGUCAAGGACAAGCCUCUGGACAUCAUCAAAAACAGACGAUUUCAGAAGAUGCCCAAUGGCUCUUUGCUGAUCACAGAAGUCAGUGCGGAGGACACGGGCAGAUACACCUGCGUGGCCGGACACAGCUGUAACAUCAAAAGCCGCGUAGCUCAGCUCUACGUCGUGGAUAAACCAAUACACAACCGAGACAGUGAUGACGAAGAGAAAGCCCCUUAUAAGAUGAUCCAGACCAUCGGGCUGUGUGUGGGGGCCGCCGUGGCUUACAUCAUUGUGGUGCUGGGACUCAUGUUCUACUGCAAGAAGAGACGCAGUGCAAAAAGACUCCAGAAGGGCGGCGACGGAGAGGAGCCCGAGAUGGAGUGCCUCAAUGGAGGGGCCGUGCAGCAGAACGGCCACACCACGACAGAGAUCCAGGAGGAGGUGGCGCUCACGAACAUGGGAACUUUGGCCACGACUGAGAAACGCCACAGUCACAUCAACAACGACAAGCUGCACUUUCCCAGAGCCAAUCUGCAAACCAUCACCACAUUAGGCAAAGGAGAGUUUGGAGAGGUGCUCCUGUCCAAGGCCAAAGGCAUCGUGGAGGGAGAGGAGGAGACCGUAGUUCUGGUGAAAAGUCUCCAGAGCAGAGACGAGUCGCUGCAGCAGGACUUCCGCAGAGAAGCAGAAAUGUUCGGGAAACUCAGUCACCCAAACGUGGUGCGGCUCCUGGGGCUGAGCAAGGAGACGGAGCCCCACUACAUGAUCCUGGAGUAUUACGACCUGGGAGAUCUCAAGCAGUUCCUCCGAAUAUCAAAGAGCAAAGACGACAAGGUCAAAACACAACCUCUCAGCACCAAGACCAAAGUUUCCAUCUGUGCCCAGGUGGCUCAUGGCAUGGAGCACCUGUCCAAUCACCGCUUCGUGCACAAAGAUCUGGCUGCUCGGAACUGUCUCAUCAACAGCCAACGCCGCGUCAAAGUGUCCGCGCUGAGCCUCAGCAAAGACGUCUACAACAGUGAGUACUAUCACUACAGACAGGCGUGGAUCCCUCUCAGAUGGCUGCCCUCGGAGUCGGUGUUUGAGGAUGAUUUCUCCACAAAGUCGGACGUCUGGGCCUUCGGAGUGCUCAUGUGGGAGGUCUUCAGUCUGGGGGAAAUGCCACAUGUUAAACUCAGCGACGACGAGGUGCUCGAAGGUCUAAAGUCGGGAAAGCUGAAGCUGCCCGUUCCCGAUAACUGCCCGUCCAGAAUCUACAAACUCAUGUUGCGUUGUUGGGCCCCGAGCCUGAAGGAGCGCCCUUCCUUCACCGACAUCGUGCACACGCUGGGAGAAAUCCCCUCCGACAGCAAAGUCUGA